Nerophis lumbriciformis (worm pipefish) is the source of this 864-nucleotide messenger RNA. The record is from RefSeq and is a predicted model, not a curated record. Lineage: Eukaryota; Metazoa; Chordata; Actinopteri; Syngnathiformes; Syngnathidae.
AUGCCGUGGGUGCUCUCGUCCCGGCCACAUCAGCCAUCCCCAUCCCCGUCCCAGCGUCACUGCGAGCGUACCGCCUUUGCCUUCUACUGCGCGGUGCGAGACCAACUCCCGCCGUGGCUUCUGGAGGACAUGCGCGGCAUGGAGGUGUUCCUUUGGGACGACGGUCACCCGCGCGCCUUCUCGCCCGGAGACGCCCUUAUGUACGCGCUGGUCCACGAUCACAGAGACUAUGCACGCUAUCUCCUCCGAAGCUUCUCAGUGAAGGCGCUACAGGUGUCCAAAUGCAGUGUGUGCCGAAGCGCCGGUUCAGCGCAUCUGCACGUGGCAGUGCGCUACAACCGGACGGUCAUCCUGAGUCUGAUGGCAGACGCGUUGAAGGAAUCGGCGACUGAAGCGUGGCGGCGGGAGUACCUGAACAGCUGCGGCGGGUGUACGCAUGGGACGGAUGCAGGCAAGACGGCAGUGCAGUUGGCAGUAGAACUGUCACGUGCCGACUGUCUGUUGCUUCUUCUGGCGCAUGGAGCACGGCCCCACGCUCUGGACGCGGCGCUGGUGCGACUCGCUGCUUCUGGUGUGACCGAGCGCCGUGACGCCAGGCGCUGUCUGGACCUGCUGCUGCUUUUCACACCAGAACCGGUGGCUCUGCACCGCCUGAGGGACGAACCGCAGAGAUGGCAAAGCCUCCUAGGACGGGACGUGUUCAGCUGGUUGAGCGGUUUGGUCCCGCCGCCGCUUCUGCUCCAGGCUCUUCGGACCCUAGCCCAGUCGGUCCCAGGUCAAAUGAGCGAGUUGCCUAAUUUCCUUCAGCCACAUAGUGAACUGAAACUGGACUUUCCAUUACUGUGGAAACAGACUGAAAUAUGA